AUGCUGAACUUGACGUGCUGCGGUCUGCGGAAGAGCGAGAAAGAUCAACGAGGCAUCCUGCGGUCCUCCUCUCACUCCUCUGCUACUGCAUCCUACUCACACUCGCACGCUGAGCCUCAGAAACGCGGUGUUGCCUAUGGGCAAGUCGAACGGGUGAAGCUCGGUGCAUCGCACUCAGGCCAUGGCGAAGUGAAGAACCAGCUUGGAGCGGCUGAAUCGAUCCAAGGAUUACAGGUCAACGAGAAGACAGAACAGAGAGUGGUAGUGGGCGCUGAGGACCUAGGGCUUGUGCUGGGCGUCGGUUCCAAAGGAGUAGUAGUCCAGUCGGUGGUGAAGGGAUCUCCGUGUUUCAUCGAUGGUAGGAUCAAGGAAGGGGAUAUCAUCCUAUCGAUCGACAACGAAGACGUGCAGGAUUUUAACCAUGCGGUUCAACUGUUGGAAGGCGAAAAGGGAACAUGCGUCGGUAUCAAGACUGAGAGACAUGUUGCGCGAAGCUUCGAUCCAUUCAUACGGAAGCAAUUCAUCACUCUCUUCCGAUGA
Molecule: messenger RNA, 540 nt
Organism: Guillardia theta CCMP2712
Lineage: Eukaryota; Cryptophyceae; Pyrenomonadales; Geminigeraceae
Exons: 2
Coding region: 1-540 (179 amino acids)
Molecular function (GO): protein binding
Source: RefSeq, a predicted model, not a curated record